Messenger RNA from Thermothelomyces thermophilus ATCC 42464, 909 nucleotides. RefSeq lists its product as uncharacterized. The transcript has 2 exons. The record is from RefSeq and is a predicted model, not a curated record. Lineage: Eukaryota; Fungi; Ascomycota; Sordariomycetes; Sordariales; Chaetomiaceae. Bases 99 to 644 code for a protein of 181 amino acids.
UGUCGCUCGCAUAACUUAAAAAACAGCAUAUAUUUGACGUGGACGAUUUCUGCUCAAACUGUUCUUCAGACUCCCCAUCAUAAAUUGAUUCUUGCCACAUGUAUCUCAUUCGGGCGACACAAGAUUUUCGGGGCCUUACUCAGAGAGUCUGCCUCAGAAAUGAAGAGUUGACAGAGGAGCGCAAAGGUCUUUGGGCGAUGUCACUGGGAGACAUACAACAGCGGGAGGAUAUUAAACGAGUUGCCAUAGCAUUCUACAAGGAUAAAGACAGAGACAAACAAGGGUCUAUUGAACAAGAGGCAAAAAGCUACGGCAAGACAAUCCGGCUUUGGCGUGCAGUUGGACUUCUCUGUCUAGAAGGAGUCCUAUUGACGGAUGGCCGGGUUUGUGUGGUCAUAGUUGUUUCACCACCCCAACCGUCAGGGGAUACGGGAGCGGUUGCGGGCGGUUCUCCUUCGGCAGGAUUACGGACGACCUACAAGGUUGUAGUCAGUAAGGUGGAUAGGGAGGAAAAGGUCACGCUGGAGCUGGAGUAUGGUGACAUGCUCCGACUUGACGAAGAUAAGAAGAUGGAGGCGACGAGUGGUGGAAUUGCGUUCAUUGUCAUGAUGUAUGAUGUGGUUUCGGAGAGCCAAGAUCACUAAGGCUGCAUACACUCCGGUCCGUAAUCUAAGCCCCAUGCGUUGUUCUCGACUUCACGUAUGAAGGUUUCCCACUCGUCAGCUGACAUAUUCCAUACGGACCACAAAUUUCCUAGGCUCUCUUCACUCCUGUGCUGAUCCAUCUCAUCCGGAACCGGCAGAUCGAGCUGAAGUGGUGACGCGGCAAUCCCGACGGCGGCAUCUAACGGAGAGCCCACGGGAGGAUCACCUGCGCGCUAGUCGCUUUCGUGCUCUGCGAUUGCGCCCG